Molecule: messenger RNA, 672 nt
Organism: Paracoccidioides lutzii Pb01
Exons: 3
Coding region: 1-672 (223 amino acids)
Source: RefSeq, a predicted model, not a curated record
AUGGGAGGUAUUGAUCGCAUUAGCAUUGAGAUCGAAUUUCAACACCUGCACGAAGCAACCACGGAGUUGGUAUUUGAGGUGGCUUGUCCCAUGGAAAUUGUUCCUGAUUUUCUACCAAUGUACCUGUCAAUGGUUGAAAUCCAGGUCAAGCCUUAUGAAGACCAAGAAAUUCAUGUAUCAAUAUAUACACUUUUCGCACCUGUCAUCUCUACAAUCUUUCCAUUCCAAUUUGUACCAACACCAAAUGAUCGUCAACGCCUAGUAACAAGUCAGGAUAGCGUUGCUCUGUGCAGUGGACGUACCGAGGGACUCCACUCUGCGGAAGGUGGGUCUUGGCAUCGGCGAAAUCAGAAAAAGGCGGCUCUGAUUCGUUUCGGCCAACCGAUUCGUUGCUGCCAUAGCUUUCAACGCUUCAAACUCCUCAAGACUUCUGCAACUCUGUAUCUAACCAAAGAAGACGGUCUUCUUGACCUCUUACCUACGUCCCCAGGUUUCUCGUCUCACCACCACCGUAACCAUGCCUCCAAAGGGAGCUCCAACGCGCAUGAAGCCAUUGCGCCUCCAGACAAUACAAAAGCUACGAGUGAAAAGUCCGAAUACUCACCAAGCGAACCCAUGUCUUGCAGUCAUGACGAGUGUGUUAAGUUGCUGGGCCUCGAGCCGAUCGGGUAG